Oncorhynchus gorbuscha (pink salmon) is the source of this 1933-nucleotide messenger RNA. RefSeq names its product thrombospondin-type laminin G domain and EAR repeat-containing protein-like. NCBI's taxonomy places the organism in Eukaryota, Metazoa, Chordata, Actinopteri, Salmoniformes, Salmonidae. The record is from RefSeq and is a predicted model, not a curated record. Gene Ontology annotation, biological process: signal transduction. The transcript has 11 exons. Bases 1 to 1854 code for a protein of 617 amino acids.
AUGGUCCAGUCCAGGGGGGCCCGGGGCCUGCAGCUAGCCGGCUCUCAGGAGGCCCUCAGCUUCCCCGCUUCGCAGCUCUUCACCAACUGUGACCACUUCCCUUCUGAGUUCUCCUUCGUGGUCACGCUCAAGAUCCCACGCCUUGCCAACAAGAGGAACGAGUACAUCUUCUCGUUGGUGGAGGAGGAGUCAGACCGGCUGCUGAUUGGUCUACUUGUCUCUCAGGAGAGGCUCCACUUUUUGUUCCAGGGCCCGACAGGCAAGAAACGGAUCACGUUUAGGGCGGUGCGGCUGGCGGACAACCACUGGCACACAGUGGUGGUGGCCGUCACCGGGCGCUAUGCUACACUCAGAGUGGACUGUGGUAUGGCCCUGGAGCUGGUCUAUGAGAAGCCUUUCCCCAGUGAUCUCUGCACUGCCCACUCCAGGUUCUACGUCGGCAGCAGGAGGCGGUGGAAAGGACUGUUCUCUGGUCUGCUGCGACAGCUGGUUCUGUUGCCUGGGUCAGAUGCUACCUCCCGAGUUUGUCCCUCUUCAAACCCCAGACUGGCAGUCCUCUCUGUCCCUCAGGCCCUGCUCACCAUGCCCAUCACACCCACUGGGAACGACAUAGUCCCCCUGUAUCCUUACGAGGCAGAAGUGUUCAUAACCCCGGGGACCCAGCCUCCCUGUGCCAAGGCAGAGGAGGGCCAGCUGUGGUUUAACACACUGAAGAAAGGCUUGUUCCUGUGCGAUGGACGGCUGUGGAUGCCUCUGCUGCAAGAGAAAGAGCGUCUGGACUAUGUUGAAGACUACCAAGACCUUUACACCAACUCAGAGACGUUCGACAUCGAGGUGUUCCACAUCCCCUCCCAAGGACUGUUCGCUGCCACAGCCAAUCGCGAGACCAAGCCGGGCUCUGGAAUCUACAAGUGGGUGGAUGGGAAGUUUCAAGUGUAUCAGAACAUCAUCACCUAUGAAGCACGGGCAUGGAAGUACUUCACUGUGGGCAACAAGAUGUUCCUAGCAGUGGCUAACUCCAAGGGCCAGCCUGGCGAGGAGUGGGAGGAGUCAGUGAUCUACAAGUGGAGCAACAGGAAGUUAAUGUUUCUACCUUAUCAGACCAUAGAGACACACAGUGCUCUGGACUGGGAGGCCUUCAGCAUACAGGAACAACAUUUCCUGGCUGUGGCCAAUCACAGACGAGGUGACAACAAUCACAACAUCGACAGUGUGAUUUACCGGUGGAACCCAGGGACCAAGGUGUUUGAGGUGAAUCAGACCCUCGAGACUCAUGGGGCCUACGACUGGGAGUUCUUUUCCGUGGGCCCAUACCACUUCCUGGUGGUGGCCAACACUUUCGAUGGAAUAUCCACCAGCAUCAACUCCACCAUAUACAUCUGGCUGGGAGGAAUGUUCCAGCCAUUUCAAUACAUCAAGACGGUGGGAGCGACGGACUGGGAGAUGUUCCAGGUCAAGGAUCGGUACUUCCUGGCGGUGGCUAACGGCCAGAAACUGAACGAGAGAGGCCCUAGUCACUACAACAUCAACUCAACCAUCUACGAACUGAACGUGAUCACACAGACCUUCGUUAAGUUCCAGGACAUCGUCACAAACAGUGCGGUGGACUGGGAAUUCUUCUCGGUGGGUGAAGAGAAGUUCCUUGUUGUGGCCAAUUCUCACGAUGGAACCUCGUAUUCUUUAAACAGUGUUAUAUACAGGUGGCAGGGAUAUGAGGGAUUUGUCCCUAUCCACCGGCUCCCAACCAUCGGCUGUACGGACUGGGAAUAUUUCAAUACCACAGCAGGAUCCUUUCUCGUCUAUUCUAGUGCCACCUCUCCCCUGUCUAAAGUCUUCAGACUGAAGACGUACUGAUUCCUCACUGUUCCUGACGCUCCACGAUCUGAGCCAGUUAGAGAAACAUGGUCUGGUGGAAAAAUGGAAGGGGAAUGAA